GAAACACAUUUUACUAUUACAUAAAAAUUAAACUAUUUGAAUUAAUAUUGUAAUGUGAACAUUUAAAUUUAUUUCUGACUUUAAAAGAUACCAUUUUUGGAUUAAAAAUGUAUGCAGCAAAUGGGCUGUAUGUUGUGCAGGGAGAGUUAUCAACAUUAAUAUCCUCAUUGAAAAGGGAUUACAACUCAUACCAAGAUGAAGAAAGAUAUUCUCCUUGUAAAAGAUUGUUCAAACUACGAGAUGCUGUUAAUCAAGUAGAAGACUUAAUGUCUCUCAAUUUUGACCAUGUUAUGGAACCAUUUUUGGAUGUGAUUCGUUGUGAAGAAAUAACUGGCCCAGUAACAAGUUUAGCAUUAAUUUCAAUUUAUAAGUUUAUUAACUAUGGACUUAUAAAAAAAUGUGUUCCUGAAUCUAAGUUACUUUCAACUGUAGAAAAUAUUGCAGAUGCUAUUACUCACACUAGAUUUUUGGGAACUGAAAAAACAAGUGAUGCUAUAGUAUUAAUGAAAACAUUACAAGUUUUAUAUUGCUUGAUGAUGUCUCCUGAAGGAGAAUAUCUUCCAAAUGAAAGUGUUUGUGAAAUAAUGAUGAGCUGUUUUCGUUUUUGUUUUGAAGUUAGACUUAGUGAAUUUGUGCGAUCUUAUGCUGAGCAUUGCUUGAAAGAUAUUAUACAGCUUCUUUUUUCAAGAUUAGUCACAUUAAGUAAAGAACAAGGAAAUUCUUCAGAAAGAUUAGGUCUUAAUAUGAAGAAUUAUGGUGAUCCUCUUAGUAAUUGUAAUGACAAUGUAGAAGAUACAAGAAAUAUAGUUUCAAAUGAUGAAUCCCCAUUACCUGCAAUGGAUACAAUGCCUAAUACUAUAUCUCAAUGUGAUGUAAAUGACCUUGCGGAAAGAACAGUACCAGAUGUAGAAAAUGAAAAACAUAUUUCAGAUAAUAGUGAACUACCAACUGAAGAACUGCCAUUAUUAAAUAUUGAAAAUGAAACAGAUUUGACUAAAAAUGCAGUUGACGAGAAUAAAAAAGAGUAUAUAAAUGGUCAAGGUGUAAGAUUUACUACCCAAAUAACUAUACCUUACACAAAAGUUCCAUAUAAUAGUGGCUGUGUCUUAGAGCUUAUUAAGUUUUUAGUUGAUGCUUGUGAUCCACAUGACCAGCAAAACUCUGAAGUAAUGAUUGGUGUAGGGCUCAAUCUCUUAGUGAUUGCUUUUGAAGUUGGAGCAUAUGCCAUUAAAUGUCAUAUUAACAUGCAUUCCAUAAUAAAAGAUCAACUUUGUCGUAAUAUACUUUCUCUGUUGUCUUAUGAAAAAAUGCCCAUAUUCAGUUCUAGUCUAAGACUUGCUUUCUUGGUGUUUGAAUCUAUGCGUCAACAUUUAAAAUUUCAAUUAGAAUAUUAUAUGACCAAUUUGAUCAACAUAGUUGUUAAUGAAAACUCAAAGAUUCCAUAUGGCAAAAAAGAAAUGGCAUUAAAAUGUCUUGUUCAACUAUGGAAAAUCCCAGGUCUAGUUACUGAACUUUAUUUAAAUUAUGAUUGUGGAUUGUAUUGUUCAGAUCUAUAUGAUGAUAUCACUAAACUGUUAUCUAAAAAUGUUUUUCCAUUCAAUGAUAUAUAUAGUACUCAUUUACUAUCAAUGGAUGCUCUUUUAGCUGUAGUUGAUUCUAUUGAACGCCAUUGUCAUAACCGUACACAAUUUACUCAAAAGUCAGAAAAUAGUUCAUCUCAUGAUGUUUCUGAGGAACAAAAAUCAGAUUCUGAAAAUCAUCUUGAACGAUGGCAUCCAGAUUUUUCCAUUAAUAUUCCAAGUCAUGAAGAAUUAAUGGCAAUUAAAAGAAAAAAAAAGUUACUUACUUCGGGUACAGAAAAAUUCAACACAAAACCAAAAAAAGGUAUAGAAUUCUUACAAGAACAUGGCCUAUUAUCAUCUCCAUUAAAUCCUGUUGAGAUUGCUACAUUUCUAAAAGAAAAUCCUCUUUUGGAUAAGAAAAUGAUUGGUGAAUAUAUUAGCAACAGGAAUAAUAUAGAUGUUCUAAACAGUUUUAUUAGUUCAUUUGAUUUAAAUGGAACUCGUAUUGAUGAAGCUCUUAGGAUGUAUCUUGAAGCAUUUCGAUUACCUGGAGAGUCGCCUCUAAUAUCAUUUGUAUUGGAACCAUUUACAGAAUAUUGGCAUACUUGUAAUGGAAAUCCUUUUGCAAAUGCUGAAUGUGCAUUUUUGUUGGCCUAUGCAAUUAUCAUGUUAAAUGUUGACCAACAUAAUCAAAAUGUCAGGCGAAUAGAUCAACCUAUGACACCAGAUGCAUUUAAGCGGAAUUUAAAAAAACUAAAUGGCGGUGAAGAUUUUGAUCAAGCAAUGUUAGAAGAAAUUUAUAAAGACAUCAAGGCAAAAGAAAUUGUUAUGCCUGCUGAACAUAGUGGUGCAGUCUUAGAAAACUAUUUAUGGAAAGUACUGUUAAGACGUGCAUCUAGUAAAGAUGGUUCUUAUAUACAAGCACCAAGUGGAGUUUUUGAUCAUGAAUUAUUUUCUAUUUGCUGGGGUCCUACUUUAGCUGCUUUGAGCUUUAUAUUUGAUAAGUCUAAUCAUCAAACCGUUUAUACAAGAACUAUUUUUGGUCUUAGAAAAUGUGCUUUUAUUUGUGCUCAUUAUGGAAUGUGUGCUGAAUUUGAUAGCUUAAUCAUAUCAUUAUGUAAAUUUACCAAUUUACAGAAUAACCUAGAUUGUCCAGAAAAUGUUACAAUAUUGUUUGGAAGUAACCCUAAAGCUAGACUGGCAACUCGUACUCUUUUUAGUUUAACUCAUAUGUAUGGUGAUAUUAUUCGUGAGGGUUGGUCAAGUAUAUUUGACAUAAUUUUACAACUGUACAAAUGCAAUCUGUUGCCUACUAUUUUAGUCGAGUCAGAAGAUUUUCUAGAACUUAGUGGUAAAAUUUCAUUAAUACGUGAAACAGUCCCCCUAGGUUCACAAAAGGUAGAAUCAAGUUUGUUUAGUUCACUUUAUUCAUAUAUAGCAUCUGGGGGUGAAACUAUUAACCAUAAGAUACAAACAUCAAAUGAAGCUGAAUUGAUUGUUACUUCUAAGGAUUGCAUAUCAGAAAGUCGUUUAGAAAGUCUAAUCACAGAGUCUAAGUUUUUUACUAUAGAAUCUUUGGAAGCUCUAGUUAAAGCAUUAAUUGGAACAUUUUAUAAACCAGACGAUGUAUUAGCCCUUGGAUCACGAGAAAAUGAAAAUGCAGCUUGCUUCUUAUUAGAAAUGCUUCUUAAAAUAGUUUUACAAAACAGAGACAGAGUAAAUACCCUAUGGGAAGCAGUUAAACAACAUCUAUAUAACCUUAUAACUGGUGCUAUUGAACAUAAUCACAUGUUUCUUUUGGAACGUACAGUUGUUGGAUUAAUGCGAUUAGCAUCUCGUCUUAUGAGACGUGAAGAAAUAAGUUCAAUGGUAUUACAAUCAUUAAAUGUAUUAUUAUUACUCAAUGCAAAUACUUUACAAAUAGUGGGUCGUCAAAUAGCUUUUGGAAUGUAUGAAUUAUUGAAAAUGUGUGCGGCAAAUAUUCACACAAGAGAGGAUUGGACAUUAAUUUUUUCAAUCUUAGAAUAUGUGGGUGCUGGAAUUGCUGUAUCUAAAACCUAUAAUAUUAAUCAUCAAUCUGAUAAUGAAGUUUUAAGUGUAAGUGAUAGCAAUGAUGACAGUGGGUUAGAUGUUAAAUCAGUUAAUAAUGUUUCGACUCUUUUGUCUUUGUCUCCAGACAGUAAAUCAGGAUUAUUAAAGGUUGAAACAAAUGAAGGAAUAUUAGAAAUUUGGCCAGAAUGUUCAACAUUUAUUCAUCAUGAUGCAUUUUCAUUUGUCAAAUGUUGUGAAUGCCUUGCCUUUUUAGUGCGUAAUAUUGCACAUAUUACUCCAUACAAUUUCACUAAAUGUGUCUCAGUUAUAAAAAAUUUUGCGAGGGCCAGUUUGCAAUCAAAAGAUAAAAAUGUAAGGCAAAAAUCAAGUGAAAGACUAAAAACUAAUUCAAAAUCCAACAAAAAUAAAACAUCCAACCCAUAUGAUGCUGAUGAUAGUGAUAUUGAAGACAUUCCAAGUAGUUACUCUCAAGUUUCUAUUCAAUUAUUAGAUCUUAUGCAUACCUUACACACAAGCACUGCUGAUAUUUAUCGAUGGUGGGUUGAAGAAAACCCAGAUACAGAACUCAUAUCUUUGUGGAAUCAUGGAUGGUGUCCACUACUCCAAGGAAUAGCUAGUCUGUGUUGUGAUUGCCGUCGUGAUGUAAGAAUGAGUGCUGUAACUUACUUACAACGAGCCCUUUUAAUGCACGACCUUGCCACACUUAAUGGUGAUGAAUGGGAAGCAUGUUUUCGUAAAGUUCUGUUUCCUUUAAUGAACAAGCUAUUAAAUUGUGGUAAAGACAUUGAUCCAAGUGGCUUGGAUGAAACAAAAAUGCGGUCUACCACUUUAUUGUCCAAGGUUUUCUUACAUCAUUUGACUCAACUUCAAUCAUUACCAACAUUUGUGGAUUUAUGGAUUACUGUUCUAGAACUGAUGCACAAGUUUAUGAUAUCAGACAAUAGUGACACAUUGAGUGAAGCAAUUCCAGAAACAUUGAAAAAUAUGUUGUUAGUAAUGUUAAAUGGUAAGACAAAUAGUAAAGAAGAUCUUCAUAGUAAACAAGCUUUCUGGGAUGCUACUUGGAACAAAGUAAAUACAUUUUUACCUCAUAUGUCUGAUGAAUUACUUCAUCAUCACAAUAACAGACAAGUUACAGAACAGGAUCUUGACAUUCAAUUAUCAGAAACCUCAUCUGAUUUACCUGAUGUUACACUUCCUUCUUCUGUACCAUUUUCACCAGGUGUCGUAACACCUAUUGAACCACAGAAUCCAUUGGAAGUUACUCAUGGAAUUUUAAAUCAAACACCAAUUUUAACUAAUUCAAUACUUUAUCAAAAUAAUAUCUUGAAUACUCAACAUUUUGCCAAUCAUUCCCAAUGUGUUGAGGAUGAUCAAAAUGACGAAUUGAUUGCAGUCAUUACAACUGUUCCAAUUCUUCAACCUUAUCAACCGCCCAUUAAGAGUGAAGAAUUAGAGAAUAAUAAUGAUAAUAAAAGAGAUUGUGAAGUAAACCAACAACAUUUGAAUAAUUAACUGUACUAUAUCAUUAUUGA
This is a messenger RNA of Sipha flava (yellow sugarcane aphid), 5149 nucleotides long. RefSeq names its product Golgi-specific brefeldin A-resistance guanine nucleotide exchange factor 1 (gene garz). The record is from RefSeq and is a predicted model, not a curated record. Gene Ontology annotation, biological process: regulation of ARF protein signal transduction. The transcript is spliced from 35 exons. Gene Ontology annotation, molecular function: guanyl-nucleotide exchange factor activity. The coding region runs from base 108 to 5129 and encodes 1673 amino acids. Lineage: Eukaryota; Metazoa; Arthropoda; Insecta; Hemiptera; Aphididae.